AAACUCACAGCAUAAACAAUAUAUCACCCUCUUCCUAGAAUCAUCACUAAAUACGAUAAUGACUACUUUCAAAACCCCUUUUCUCCUCAUCGUUGUGAUUAGCUUUCUGGUUAUUGCAACCUACGCUCAAAACGCUCCACAAGACUACCUUAACACUCACAACACCGCCCGUGCGCUGGUUGGAGUAGCAAAUGUUGUGUGGGACACAGCACUAGCGGCCUACGCAACGAACUAUGCGAAUGCUAGAAAAGUCGACUGCAGCCUCACACCAUCAAAUGGACCCUAUGGAGAAAACCUAGCCAAUGGACCUAAUAUUGGGUUCACAGGUGUAUCUGCUGUGAAUCUUUGGGUCGCCCAGAAAGAUUACUACAACCACACUAUCAAUUCUUGCAUAGGUACAUACCAAUGCAAACAUUACACGCAAGUGGUGUGGAGCAACUCGGUGAAGAUAGGGUGUGCUAGGGUUGCAUGCAACAAUAAUGCUGGCUAUUUCGUGGGUUGUAACUAUGAUGCACCCGAUUACGAUAUCAACAGUAGGUGUAAUCAUUCUUACAACCCGAUAGAAGGAUCAGAGCAGAAGCGACCUUACAAGAAAGCGGUCCUAGCGUUUGCAGCUGCAUUGGAGUCGCGUAAGAUAACAGCAUGCGUAAGGCAAACAAGAGGACUUGAUGCGAGUGCUGGUCAGCUGAGAAAUAAGUUUCAGAAAAGCCCUUUACUUGCUGAGACUGAUGGUCAAGAGUCUCAACCAGAAGCAAGCUGUUGCCAUGGAUUACAAAUCUUCGGUUUUGCCACUGGUAGGCUCUGUUCAACUUUGAUUAAUUGAAGAGGAGACAUAUAAGCGAAAAUUGCCUUUACGGUUGGUUGGUCAGUGCAGCUGAGGGGAUGAAGAGAUUGAAGCACGUAUGAGAAGUGAUGUAUGCUUUGGUUUAUAAUUAUGACAAGAGAGCAAACUUAAGGAGUGUUGUUAUUCAAUGAAUGAUAUUAAUACUA
Molecule: messenger RNA, 990 nt
Organism: Arabidopsis arenosa
Lineage: Eukaryota; Viridiplantae; Streptophyta; Magnoliopsida; Brassicales; Brassicaceae
Source: the annotation of a GenBank genome assembly